UCUCCUUACAACAACUUCUGUCUCUUCACAUUUCCACAAUGAGGGAGAUGAAGGCAACAGAUCCACUCCGUUCAUCCACAGAGCUGAGUGAAGGGAAGGAGAAGUUAAGACUGAAACAAGAGGUCGGCCUGAUUAGCAGCGUGUCAUUAAUUGCAGGUACCAUGAUAGGUUCAGGGAUCUUUAUGUCCCCUGAGUGGGUACUACAUCACAUGGGGAACCCUGCCAGCAGCCUGCUGAUCUGGGCAGCAUGUGGUCUCCUGGCCAUGUUUGGAGCCUUGUCGUAUGCUGAGCUUGGAACAAUAAUUAAAGAGUCUGGAGGAGACUAUAUUUACAUUUUGAGGAUUUUUGGUUCCUUUCCUGCUUUCAUUUUCGCCUACACUUCUGUCAUCCUGGUGAGACCAGCUGGUUUGGCAGCUGUCUGUCUGAGCUUUGCUGAGUACGCCAUUGCGCCAUUCUACCCAGGAUGCUCAUCUCCGCAGGUUGCCGUCAAAUGUACAGCUGCUGCCUGCAUCCUGAUUUUAACUAUCAUCAACAGUCUCAAUGUGAGGCUGGCAACAUCUGUUAUGAACAUUUUUACAGCUGCCAAACUCUUGGCUUUGUUGGUGAUCGUGGUGGGUGGGUUGGUGCUGCUUGCCAAGGGACAAACUCAGAGUUUUCAGAAUGGUUUUCAAGGCACGACUGCAGGUAUUGGGGCAGUUGGAGUGGCAUUUUACCAGGGACUCUGGUCCUAUGAUGGAUGGAACAACCUAAAUUAUGUAACUGAGGAACUGAAGAAGCCUGAGGUGACCCUUCCCAGAGCUCUGAUGAUUGCCAUUCCUUUGGUUACAUGCCUGUAUGUGCUGGUAAACGUGAGCUACUUGGCAGCCAUGACUCCCUCUGAGCUGCUGUCUUCAGGAGCUGUGGCCGUCACCUGGGGGGACAAAGUCCUGGGCAGCUGGGCAUGGCUCAUCUCCCUGUCGGUGGCCCUGUCUACGUUUGGUUCAUCAAACGGCACAUUCUUCAGCGGAGGCCGCGUGUGCUACAUCGCUGCCAGGGAGGGCCAUAUGCCAGACAUUCUGUCCAUGGUUCAUGUGCGACGCCUCACACCCUCCCCUGCUCUACUGUUUACGUCUGCGAUGUCUUUAAUAAUGAUAAUAUCAGGAAGCUUCACCACCAUCGUGAACUUUUUCAGUUUUAUGGCAUGGCUUUUCUAUGGAAUGACUAUUUCUGGGCUCCUGUAUUUAAAAAUCAAGAAACCAGAACUGCCAAGAUCUUACAAGGUCCCAAUUAUCAUCCCCAUAAUUGUGCUGAUGGCAGCUGUGUACCUGGUGUUAGCUCCCAUCAUUGAUCAACCCCAAAUAGAGAUCCUCUACAUCGUCCUGUUCAUUUUCAGUGGCAUAAUUUUUUAUUUCCCACUGGUUCGCUUUAAGUACCACCCUCGCUUCUUACAGAGAGUCACUUUACACCUCCAGUUGUUGCUGGAAGUUGCUCCAACUACCGGGGAUGCAGACUGAGAUAACAUCCUUCCUUCACGUGGCUGCCUGCACCUCAUGGUUUUCCCCUUGGUUUUCAAGGCUCAGAAAAUAUUCUUCUGUAAAGAGCAAUGAGUAGAAUGUGAGUGACAGUAAGUAUCCAAGUGAGAUGGACUACAGCUAUGAUUCCUCAUGUUUCCUUAAAAUUCUGGGGACAUGUUUUUCUUCUUUUCAGCUUUGCCUUGGCAUUACAUAGAGAUUCCAAAGGAAGAUGUGCUUUUGUAUUUUUGAUCCCCAAAAGGGCUGUUUCUCAGGAUCUUAUCUCUUAUUUCAUGCAGAUAGACAAUGAAAUAUUAUUUAUAUAGCAGGCUGAGUCCCAUAGCCAUUCCUGGCAAUGCCUUUGAUUACUUACACCUUGUUAUGCCCACUGUGACUGCAGAGCUUCUCAAAUCAAUAAAGUAAGGGCUCACCAUGGCCACAAGAAAUAAACCCUUUUUCACUCAGGUAUUCAUCCUGGGAAGAUUAUGCUUCUUCCAGUUCCAGGUGCACAGUCACAACAGUCCUUUCUCUGUCUCAGAAACCAUCCCACAUGCCCCACAGAAAACCCUAUGGCAUGAGACAAGAAGUGCUUUAAAGCUCUGUCAGUUUACUCAGUUGAGAAUACACUUGUCAUCUGGGAUCCAUCCAUUCAUGAUGAAGAUGCAAGCAGCUUCAGUCAAGUACCAGCAUUCACCCUUGCACUUCCUGUGAUCCCCUGAAGAAAAAAAAAAAACCUAUUUUGUGACAAAGUGAGGAAAAAAAACCAACCAGAAAACCCUGCAUAUGUGCCAGCAAGAUACUCUGACUAGGAAUGAAAGAAACCACAUACUGGGCUACAUUAGGAGAAGUGUGACCAGCAGAGCAAGGAAACAGUCUGUCUCUUUGGACUCAACACCUGAAAUCAUGUAUCUAGUGUUGAGCCCUGCUGUUCAAAGCGGAGUUGUGAAGACACUUGGGCCCUUCUUUAUAAUGGCAACUCAGAGCAGUGGUCACAAGCUGUGGCAUGAGAUGUUCAGGCUGGGCUUAGGGGAAAUGUGCCCCAUGAGGGCAGUGGAGUGUUGGAACAGUGUGCAGAAAGGUGGUGAGGUUUCAGUUCCCUUACAUUUUCUACCACAGCCAUUUCCAUCAAUUUCUAUGAUCCUAAAGGCACAGCACAAAAGUCACAGGCUGUGCUCUCACCCACCCCUAACACACUGAAGUCACUGUUGGUUCCCAUUAUCCUGAGGCACUACUGUUUUUUUCCUGCUCUAGGGGAAGGAGAGGUAUUGUGAGCUGUUUUGUUCACAUUUUUCCAGAAGGUUCCAGGAUAUCUGUCAAAGACUUAAAAGGUCUAGGAGUUAGACCCUAAAAUGCCUUGUUAAAAUACCAAAAGUUAACUUUCUGUCAUCAUUCUUCUAUAGAACUUGAUACAAUCCUGCUACCUUUUACCUAACCUGAUGUGAUCCUAGAACACAGGUUACUUGAUCCUCCAGGCCUCUUCCAGCCCAUCUCAGAGUUGUGUAUCUGAUUACAAUCUCAUUCUGCAAUGUCACCCCUCCUGCUCCUCUGUGUGGUGAUACCAGCAGCUAGAGGGAAGCACCAACAGUCUGUUUUUCCAAGGGUUAGGUAUGAUGAUGGAUAGGCCAGACGCCACUCAUCCAAAUCCUUAGCUUAAACAGUGUUAGGAGGAUUUCCUUCCACUGAUUUUUACUGGAGUUGCCAACAAAGUCCAAUGAGGGAACAAUUUUUCCUCCUGAAUCCCUUGACAAUAUAAAAUUCUUGGAUGAGUCUCUUAAAGGAGGGGAUGUUCUCAAAAGGACUGAUGAAGUUAAAAGCUCUAGGUUACCUUUAUCCCACUGCCCCAGGCUCUUCGUCUUAUGUCAGGGAAACUUCUUAAAGGAGUUGCAUCUCAGAUACUUACCUAAAAUUAGAAUAAUACAAUUUCUCUGAUUAUAAUUUUUUUUGAGACAAUUUUUUUCUUACCUAUUUAUGAAGCCUAUCACAUGGGGCUGCGCUCUAAUAAAGAACAUGAAAAGACUUAGCACUUUGAAUAGAUAGCCUAUAUAUGUUAUUGGUUUGUGUAUGGAUAUAAGGGAACUGGAAAGCUGCAAUUAUCAUACUCUGCACCAAUCUCAUUUUCUAUAGAUAUUAUUGUAACAAGAUGUUCUCUUUUAUUUAUGUUGCGUAGGAUUUGCAGGUGGUUAUAAAGCCAAAACAAGAUGCUGAAAGCUCAGAGAAUUGAAAGAUAAUUACAAUAAAAUGGGCA
This is a messenger RNA of Taeniopygia guttata (zebra finch), 3735 nucleotides long. Its product is annotated as b(0,+)-type amino acid transporter 1. Gene Ontology annotation, cellular component: membrane. Gene Ontology annotation, molecular function: L-amino acid transmembrane transporter activity. Gene Ontology annotation, biological process: amino acid transmembrane transport. NCBI's taxonomy places the organism in Eukaryota, Metazoa, Chordata, Aves, Passeriformes, Estrildidae. The record is from RefSeq and is a predicted model, not a curated record.